CUCUGUGCCUCAGCUCUAAAUGCACUUCAGUGGCUCAGUGGACAGCGUGAUCCGAGCAGAGCCUCCGAGCAGAGCUGGACUGAACCGCAGGAGUAACGUCCUUCUUAUCAAAUGAGUGGAGCAACAUCACUUGUUCCAUUUUUCGUGGGGUUCAUUCUCACUGCGACAGGUGUGCAAGCCACUUGUCCCAUUGAGCUGAGCCCCCCCAGAGUUGUGGUGAAAUAUGGAGACCCGGUCUCAGUGAACUGCAGCACAUCAGUGAGACAGCACACCGGAAUGGGAUGGGAGGCGAAAAUAGGAGGCCGCUCUCUAGAGAUGGUCAACCAUUCGACCUGGACUGUGGGGAAGCUGACGGAAUGGACCAUCUCUCCCAAAUGCUUCAUCAACCUUAAAAAUAUGAAAGAAGGUCCCCAGUGCCAAAAAAACCUAAACAUUUCUCUUUACACGUUCCCAGAAAACAUCUCAAUCAACUCCAGCAGCGACUCCCAUGGUGUGAUGAGAGAAAACAAGCAAUAUAACCUCACAUGUCACAUCCGACACGUGGCACCUGUGGAAUAUCUCAUUGUCACGUGGUACAAAGGAGAUAGACCAGGAAGCAAGUUCAAUUUUACCAAAACUCCCACUAAGAAACCAGUGGAUGAGCUAUCUGUUUACACAGUUACACCGACUAGACGGGACAAUGGCGUCACAUUCAGAUGCGAGGCAACUAUGGACCUCGGGCCAGAGGGGCCACAACUGAAUGUAUCAUCACAAGAGAUUAAUAUUACAGUUCACUAUGGACCAGAAGUAAAAUGUUCUGACAUUAACAUACUGGAAGGGGAAACUUUGGAGAGUAAGUGUCCUGUGGAAGGAAAUCCCACCCCCUCGGUCAGAUGGAUGAAAGAUGGCAAGCUGAUGGACCCGAGCCAUCCUCUGACCAGGGAGAACGCAGGGCGGUACAUUGUUGAGGCCCAGGGUGCCUCCAACCUCACAAAAGACAUCCAGGUUCUGGUGAUGUAUGGACCAGAGCUAAUGUGUCCACGCUCUUACACUAUAAUGGAGCACUCUCCUCUCAACCUGAACUGCACGGUCAAGGGCUACCCUGAACCGAAGAAAACAUGGUACAAAGAUGGUGGGGGGGGUAAACUUGAAGGGAACCUAACAAGAAAUGACACAGGGCUGUACGUGAUCACAGCUUCAAACAAUCGGUCAAGUGUCAACGUGACAGUGGAGAUUAAUGUCAUGUACCCUCCCUCACUCAUAGUUGAGCUCGAAGACUCUGAAGUUAAGAUUGGUUCUGAUGCGUUCCUGAACUGCUCUUCCAAGGGAAACCCAAGGCCAACAUAUAUCUGGAAUUAUUUCAAUGCCACCAAUGUGAUGGAGAAAAAUGAAGAGGGAUACUCCCUUCUGGCCAUCCACAAUGCCACUGGGUACAACAUGGGCUCCUACACGUGUCUCGCCUCCAAUAAAGGAGGACAUGUCUCUAAAACAGUCAGACUCACUGUGAAAGAUGCCAAGCCGGAAUGCCCUAUCGAAAUUACUCCACACAGGAUGGUGAUACCAUACCGGGGGCCGACCCAGACCGCAGCGUGCAAACCGACAUCCGCCGGCGCAAGCAGUGUCACAGAGAUAUCCUGGGAAGUGCACGGGAUUAAAUUUUACAAUGAAAGCUGGAGCCCUGAGACCCGUGAAGACUGGGACCCGAGGCCUUUUUGUACCGCUACGUUUCGAGGAUUAGGACCAUGCCAAAAAUAUUUAAACUUCACUCUCUACAAAACCCCAGGCAGCGUCUCCAUCCGCCCUGUCCAUAACAGGACGUCAGUGGUUGAGGGCAGUGGGCUCCAGCUGCAGUGUGACGUGAUCAGUGUGGCCCCUGCAGGGAACCUCACUGUGCGCUUGUAUCAAGGAAAUGACACCCUCCAAACACUUAUCGGAGGCCCAAUGCGGGUGGCUGGCUGUCUGUUUGAGAACGGAACAAAGUGUGACAUCAGUGUGGUCAGAUCACCGGUAGAUGUGUCGUACACCAUCAACAUCACUGCGAACAGAGCGCACAACGGAGUCGAGUUCAGAUGUGAGGCUCAGAUGGACCUGGGACCCGAGGGACCGCAGCCUCCUCCGAGCAUGAGGUCCGAGCCGCUCAGCAUCACCGUCCACUAUAAGCCUGCCAUCAACACCACAAAGCUCCCAAAGAAGAUCCCAGUGUUCAGAGGUUACCCUGAGGAGCUGGACUGUGAGGCUGAUGGUCACCCACGUCCAAACAUCAAGUGGAAUAGCACAAACAAAGUGCUCCGAGUGACCAAUGGCACGCUCACUGUGUCUGAAGCAGGCCUCUACAACUGUACCGCGACCAAUGAAAUUGAAUCCACCUUCUAUGUGGUCGAAGUGAUUUUAAAGGAGGACUACCUGCCCCUCAUCGCUGGAUUCGUGGCGGUCACCGUCGUUGCAAUCUCCAUCGUCUUCCUCUUCAUCUACUCGAUCUACUACAAGAACACCAGGAUGCGUCGCUACAGCCUCAAAAACCCCCGACUCAGCACCCACAACGGUAACGUCGCUCACAACGGCUGGGACAUGCAGUUUCCAAUGACUAAACUGUCUUAGCGGGACGCCUGUUGAUGGACAGGACAACCGACCACUCUGAAUGAGCUGCAUCUCUCUUGCCACCAACCGUCACUGAAGGCCUGAUAACAGUGACUCCCACUGCUCUGUUUGGAAAUCAUUUGAAUUCCCCCGAGGUUCACAUUUAUUGUCCCACGUUUCAUAUUUUACCAUUCAUAGAAUAAUCCGAUCAUAAAAACCCAGCAGCCUUGGCUUGAGAUGUACAUUUGUAAAUUUACUACUGGAUUCUACCUGUUUUCACUGGAAAGAAAGAACGGGAGGAGCAAGAACUUAAACAUUCUCCGCCGGACUACUUCACUUUCAUGUGCACAAACUAACAUGACGAAGAAUGUUUUUGUUGACUUUGGUUUCGCUUACGCUUGUUUCUUGCUUUUCUUUUCUGCCCCCUAAUAUUCACACAAACGCAAAUCUCAGCGUGUGUGUCUCUAUUUCAAAAUUGUUGUUUUAGAAUGUGUUUGAAGAAGUGCAGCCCCUGAGACUGAUGUGAACGCAUUAACAGGAAGUGCAAUGAAAGUGUGAUACUGAAGGUGUGAAUAACAGACCAGCGUGGCUCUGUGCGUGGACACUGCGUUCCGACACCAUUCACUGAGCCCAUUGUCCCUCCGCUAUUCUUUCCGUACGCGACUAUGCACUUCUCUCUGUUUGUAGCCUCAUCUGUGCCUGGCCCUUUGCUGUGCCACAACGUGUCAGGCUCCGGCCACAGGGGGACAAAUUGGCCCGUUCCUCACUUGUAUGCUUUUGUCUGAAUGACUGUGGGCAUUUUCAUUUUUUUGCCUAAUGCCUAUCAGAAAUGUACAUUUAGGAUAUUUUUUAUGUAAAUGGAAAAAAACUUAUAUUUAUUAAUGAGAAUCAGUAAAGAUGGAAGACAUUGUUAUUGACAGACUGCAGAUAGGUAUGUUGCAAGAUGGAAUAGAUGAGGUCCUGCCUGUGACGAUAUGGACAUGAAAACUAUGUAAUGUAUUUGUGAAUAAUGCUGUAAAUAUUUGUGACUGGCAUAAAACUGUAUUUUAUUAUUAAAAUGUGCCUUUUCAACAGAAUUGCCUUAAAAAAAUUAAA
Platichthys flesus (European flounder) is the source of this 3651-nucleotide messenger RNA. Its product is annotated as hemicentin-1-like. The record is from RefSeq and is a predicted model, not a curated record. Lineage: Eukaryota; Metazoa; Chordata; Actinopteri; Pleuronectiformes; Pleuronectidae. The transcript has 11 exons. Gene Ontology annotation, molecular function: integrin binding. Gene Ontology annotation, biological process: cell adhesion. The coding region runs from base 112 to 2577 and encodes 821 amino acids.